Messenger RNA from Drosophila bipectinata, 2688 nucleotides. Its product is annotated as putative mediator of RNA polymerase II transcription subunit 12. NCBI's taxonomy places the organism in Eukaryota, Metazoa, Arthropoda, Insecta, Diptera, Drosophilidae. The record is from RefSeq and is a predicted model, not a curated record.
AGUUUGGAUUACAGCGCUAUAUAAUCGGAUAUUUCCCAAUAAAGAAACGCUGUCGAAAUGUUUGGUAGACAUCUAAACGGCCUGCCCUGGGUAUUGCUGGCCCUUCUACUGCUAGCGGCUUUGAGGCUUCAUGUUACCAAUGCUGCGGAGGAGGCGGAGGAUACUGCAGCUGACAACGGCAGUACGGAGAGCAACGAGAUCAUACCAAGGGAGGCCAUACAGAAGCUGGACUAUUCGGUGCGACAGGCGCUACUCCGGGCCAUUGAUAAAUUGGAGCAGGAGGAGGCGGCCGCUGGGGUGACAGAAAGUGGCGAGCAGAGUCCCAGCAGCAGUGGAUCCAGGGCUCUCCUGCGCACGGAGACCAGCACUCUGCCAUCGCAUCGUGAAAAGGACGAGAUUCUGGAGGAGAGCACCAACGGCGCCGAGCCGGAGGCAGUGGUGCCCACAGUUCAGUUUUAUACGGCCACCUUCGAUGAGAGGAAUGCCCAGGAGCAGUUGCUUUCCUCCUUCAUCGAUCGCUCAAAGCUUUGGAAGAAGACCACGCUCCGGAAGCAGAACUCCCCCACGGCCACUUCUCCCCUAGAACCAAAGUCCGCAGAGGCAGAUGGUCCGGAAAAUCGCCAACUGACCAGGAGUGUGGAUAGCGCGAGUUCCGGAUCCGUGAGCAGCAAUGAGAUCUCUCACGACAGUGGCAGCCAUGAAAUCAAGUUCGAGAUCAGCAAUUUAAGGAAGCCGACCACCACAACAACGACUACCAGCACUACAACAACGACGCCAAGACCCCGCACCACCAGGCGUCGCACAACCACAACAACCACCACGACAACGACAAUCACUCCGCGGCCCACGCACAACGAGGACGGAGAGAACAUCGAGCUGGUGGACAAGCAGGAUAUCCGCAUCCAGGAAGCACCGCUAGUGACCGCAUUCACUGUGGAUCUGGAUGAGCGGGGUACGGCCCAAAAGUUCCGCCCCCUGCUCGCGGGCAAUCAGCGCAGCAGCUUCGCUCCACAGCAAUUGCAACAGACACAUCAGCCACUCCAGCAACAUGUCGGACCCACCAUUACCAAACUGAAUGUGUUGGAGUCUGAGCCGCCGGCCACACCACUGCCCACACAGUUUCCACCCACCAGCAGCACUACCACCACCACCCAGAUUACCACCAGUACUGCAGCCAACAAUGGUUUCUCCACCACGCCCGCCUUCUUGGCCAGCACUACAAAUAAUUUUGUUAAGCAGGAGCCCAGAAGCAAUAUUCAGGAAGCCCCUAAUGUGAACAAUUAUCUUAUUGAACGGCAGCGGGCUUUGGAGCAGCAGAUAUACCAACUGAAGAUACAGGCUCAAGAGCAACAGGCUCUGAUCCUGCGCCAGUUGAAGCUUCUGGAGGAACAAAGCCAGAAUCGUUACCAAGCCACGCCCAUUGCACAACCUAGUACAUUGCAACCACAGCAGCAACUGCAACAGCCACAGCAGCAACAGCAAACCCCUCCGGUCCAGCAGCAACACGGUUCGCUGGAGGCCAUUCAGACGGCACUGCAACCGCCCUCAGUGGGUUACUCCAUAAGACCUUCGGUGGAAUUUAUACCCAGCACACAUACCAAAACUGUUAUUUAUCCCACAUAUCCAAUUGAGCAGCAAUUGCCACUGCGCGAUGCCGUUUCGGGUCAUAAAUUCGCCCUGCAAAACAGCAACAACAAUGCCAACAGCAACAACAACUAUCAGAAACUGCAAGCACCAACGAAUGCUGUUCAACAAAUUUUCCAAAACCUGCAGCAAUCGCUGCAGAAAUCGAAUGAAAACUUGCAGGUCCAGCCCUCGAAUCAGUUCAACUUUUCACCCGCCGAGGCGUCUCAGCUUCAGGCCCUGCCCCAGCACAAUUACAAGCAAUUUCAACAGCAGCCCCUCCAGCAGCAACAUCAGUUGCUGGUGCCCAACUAUGUCAGCAAUGCGAUCUUCCAGCAACAACAACAGCACAGAGGACGCCAGUUCCGUCAGGAAACGGGAGUGGGAAACUUUGGACUCAACAACAACGUAGAGAUCCAGCCCAGCAACUCCUUUGCCACCACAAUUGUCAGCCAGCAGCCGAGUUCGAAUCCCACUUUGGAUAACCAGAACUUUUACAGGCAACACUUGACGCCGCAGCUCAGCAACCAGUUGCAGCAGAACGCCCAGCAAUAUCUGCAGCAGCAGCAGCAACAGCAGCAAUUGUUGCAGCAACAGGCGAAAUCUGGAGGUGAAGUCAGUCCAGCUCUCAACCACGGGAUCCCGCAGUUCGCCUCACAAAACCUGCACUUCAACGGGGCCUUUUGAGCACUUGCACCACCACCACAAGCACCAUCACCACCAGCAAACCCCACACAACAGUAAAAUCUAAAAAAAGAUGCACCACCCAACACCCUCCGUUUCCGUUUCCGGUCCUGCUCCUGAGUCCCUACCCUGGUAUAGUUAUUCGAAAAUCUACGCAGUUGAGUUAAGUUUUACGUACAACAUCUUUGUAAAUAUUCAUUUUAUUUUAAAAUAUAAGACUAAAAUCUAAGAAAAGUAUAGAAAAAAACGGAAGAGUGCAGCUCGAGCGACCCGAAAAACGAUGGAGGAGGAUAAGGAUUUUAUGGUGAACCACUUGGCUGAAAAAGUGUUGAAAUGUAAUAAUUAUUUAUUUUCUUUGUGAAUAAAGCUUAUAUUAAAGUA